AUGCGAGAUUUAGAAAAGUAUCGUAAAGAUUCGCGUUAUAAAAAAUACGUACAACUUGUAGAGAAAGUACUACAAUCCUUUGAUAAAGAAGUCAAUGAAUGGGCCGAUUUCAUAGCUUUUUUGGGAAAGCUUUUAAAGGCUUUUCAAGCUUAUCCUCAGUUUUCCGUAAUACCUAGAAAGUUAGUUGUUGGCAAAAGACUGGCACAAUCCUUAAAUCCGGCACUGCCCCCCGGUGUGCAUCAAAAGGCUCUAGAAGUUUACGAUUAUAUUUUUAAUAGUAUUGGAAUCGAACAAUUAGCAGACGAUUUACCUAUUUAUUCUCAAGGAUUAUUUCCUUUCCUUCAAUAUGCUGCCAUGAAUGUUAAACCUCAAUUAUUAGAUCUAUAUGAAAAAUAUUUCUUUCCUUUACGGAAUCAAUUAAGACCUGUGAUGAAAGCAUUUAUCACAGCCCUAUUACCUGGUUUAGAAGAAGAAGGAAGUGAAUUUUUUGAUAGGGUUUUAUCCCUUUUGAAUUAUCUAUCUGGGAUUGUAGAACAGACAUAUUUUCUGCAGAGUAUGUGGCUUGUAUUAAUAACAUCAUCAUCCUUACGGACUCCGGCUUUAAAUUAUUUAUCUCGGCGGAUGCCAAAAAUCACAUCUAAAGAAGAUGUAGCAGUAGUGUUGGGUGAUGAUAUUGGAAUUAUGGUUCGAGCAUUUUCAGCGACACUGGAUGAUAAACACGUUUUGGUGCAACGAGCUAUUCUUGAUUUAUUAGUUAAAAGUUUCCCUUUAAAAGUCAAAAAUGUUGGAGAGAUCAUUCAACAAGAUGAUCUUAUAUUAUUAAUGAAAUCUGCUUCGGCAGUUGUUUUACGUAAAGACAUGUCACUUAAUAGAAGGCUUUAUGCAUGGCUUUUAGGACCCGACGAAAAUCCGGAGCAACAAAUUGAACAUUUUCAUCAAUAUGGCAAAAGUGCUCUCGUUUCUGCUUUGAGGAACAUGUUUUUUUUGGAUACGAGUGAUUUAGCUACUGCACAACGACCAUAUAAGAUUUUGAUAUCAUUGAUGGAUAAGGAAGAAAUUGGACAACCUAUUGUACAGGAUUUACUUGUCGAUAUUUUAUGGUCAUUUAAAAAUCAUACUGAAAAGUCAGAAUUCAGUUCCGAUUUAUUACAAACAGCUAAUAUGUUUUUGGAAAUGAUUAAUCCAUAUUUAAUUUGGAUGAAAUUAUAUGGUCUAGUUCAGGAUCGAUUUUCUGCUCAAGAUGGAUUAGAUAUUUCAGCGUUGGAUUUGGUUAAUUUCGUAUUGAAUUCUUUUCGAAUGCAUGAAGAUGAAAUUGAACAAAUACAUAUGCCACUAUUCGUUACUGCCUUACUUCGUAAACUUCAGAUGUUUACAAAUGAAGCAAAUUUCAGUCACCGUAUUUCACAAACUGAAUCUUCUCUAACAUUAUCUUUGGAUUUAUUGCAAAAAAUCCCUGAUAGUGUUUUUAGUUAUUGCGAACUUUCAAUUAAAAAAGAUUCUCAAGAAAAUAUACAAAUUCCAUGUAAGGAAUCUUCAACGUCACAAGUUGAAACAGAUUCUGUGAAUGAAGAAACAGAAUCUGCGCAAAUGUCGCAGUUAGGAGUUGAUUUUUACACGGGAAUGAAUGCUGUGAAAUAUAUAAAUGAUUUUUAUUUUUAUGAGAAUGAAAAAGGGAGUGAAAAUAUUGCAAGCAAGCAAGUCAGUGGUAUUCGAGGACAAUACUUAAUUGAAGAAUUACUGAAUUCUAUUCAAGGGUUCUUGCACAGUAUAAUCACUAAAGCGAUUCUUGUCAAAAGCGACGGUUCACAGGAAAUUCCAUCGAGUCAUUUGGCUAUAAUAAUGGAUCGCAUCUGUUGCCUUUUAAAAGGUGUAUCAAUGCGAUUACAUUUAAUAGAGAAUAAUUCUGUAGAUUAUGCUAAUUUGGUAUCAAAAUUAUUCAAUGGGGAAUGGGUCUUCUCACUGCUAAAAUGUUGUUAUAUGAUUGACAAUUUCGAUAUAAUUGAUUCAGCACUUUCGACUAUUUUACAUAUUAUAAUUGAUCAACAAUUUGUAUCCUCUAGUCUCAUCAACUCAAAACAUCAAAUACGUGAGAUUGUAGAUACUUUAUGGAAAUUUUUAGAUCCUAAUAAAGCGGCCUUUCAUUUACGAGUUGUCCAAUUAAUUUGGAGUUUGAAAGAUUUAUCUCAAGCGAAUUACGUAGAGGCUGUCAUUUCAGAAUAUCUUAUACAAAAAGAUUCUUCCGUACGGCAAUCGAACUUUGAACGCUUUGGUACUUUUUGGAGACUUUCUGAGAAUUUCCAAGAUAAAUACUUACAUUUCUCUCAGCCAAUGUUUUUGAUGCUUGAUGCUUUGCGUGAUGAAAAUCCGACUAAUCGUCGUGCAGGCGAAACAUGGUUACGAUGUAAUAAGAAUUCGUACACGAGAAUCUUAGAACCUUUGAUCCAAAUUCUUUGUGAUUCUUCAAUUAUGAGACAAAAGGCUGAAAAAAUAAUUGGUGUAGAGACUUUCCGACUUUCUUAUUACGAAAGACCAUUUAAUCAGGCUCAAGUUGAUUAUGUAUUUGAGACAUUGUCUACUAUCUGUCGUGUUGGGGGAGCUAGCUUUAUGAAAACGAUACGAAAACAAAACAUAAAACAUGAUUUAGCAAAAUCAUGUAGUUGGCUUUCUGAAGAAGGAAAUGGAGUUAUGAAUGAAGUUGUAAGAGAGAUAACAUAUAGUGAACUUUUUAUCAAGACUUCUAUAUUUUAUAUGGAGGCUGAAGUGCCACAUACACUAUCCUCUAUGACUGUACUAAAUGAAUACAUUCAUAUGCAUGCAAUGGACUUUCUUUAUCAUUUAAUUUCAAAGAUAGAUUAUGUCAAUAACGAUUUGGUUCAAUUGGUACACGAUGCGUUACUGCGGAAAAUUCUUUUUUGUAUAUAUUCGAAAAAGUUGGAUUUACAAUCAAGACUGUUACAUUUAUUAUGUAUUACAGUAACCCAUAUAGGAUCCGCUAAUCAACAUUCUAAAGUAAAUCCUGUUUAUAUUGAUGGUCCAUACAAUUUACCACCAUAUACCUAUGAUAAUUCAGCGUCAAAGGAAGAUACGGAUACAAAGAAUGAAAAUUUAGAUGUAGCAAGAUCAUCACGUUCUUUAAUUAAGGUGUUGCUUGACGCCUUAUCAAUAAAUUCUAAUCGUCCUCUCUUACAGCAGUGGAUGGAUUUUAUUCUGGCAUCUUUGCCUUAUUUCAGACAUUCAUUUAACUCUGUAUUAGUUCCAUUAAUCCAGCGUUUAUGUGAACAGUUAAGUCGAUGGAAAACCGAAAUGCAUAAUCAUUAUGUUUUCAUGGCUGAUGAUGAUACAUCUGAUUCGUCGAAAUAUAGCAAAAAAUCUGGUGAUUUGUCAAUGUCCGAACGGGAUAUUAUUACUUUACUUGGUGGGUUCGAGAAAAUAGUUAUGUUUUGUUUAAAGGAUGGAGGGUUAGUCAAUGAAGCAGAUAACUCUUCAACCGGCUCUAAGGCAUAUGAAUCAUCUCUUGGACUUUCUGGCUUUGGUAACCUGUUCUCAAUAGAUACAAGUCAUACCGAACAAACUUCGUCCGAACAAAAACCUCGCGAUUAUAUACUUUAUGUUGUUUUCCCAAAUAUUGUUACCAUAGUUAUAGACAUAUGGACCAUAUUCAAGGAUGUUCACUCAUCUAAUCGCCCACAUAGGGUUGGAACUGAUCCGUUUUUGAUUACAUUAUCUCAUACGCGAGACAGAACUCAUAGACGUAUUAUGAAGCUUUUAGAUAAGUUACAUAAACAUGCACAUGCAGAGCUUAUUGAAGCAUUUGUGGAGCUUUGGUAUAUCGAAAACCCUAAUAGUAUUUCUAGUCAGGAGAUGCUAAACAAAUGUGCUGAAAGUAUUGUCAUUGAUGUAAUGAAAGUCAUUCCAGGUUUAUCCCCGCAAAAAGUGAUAGUCACUAUGCUAAAUAGCGCUCGUGGGCGAGCACAAGUUGUACAAAAUUCCCGAAUAAAAAAGUUGGGAUCUAAGGUGAACAAGAUAUCCGAUAUUAUUAUUCUACGAUUUUUAGAAGUUUACUGCGAUUCUUUAGCAGUUAAUCAACCCCUGAUUGAAGUUUGGCCUCAAUGCUUGGCUUACAUUAAAGACUAUAUUGCGCAAGCUUCUUCAUAUAAAUAUUUGUUUCCUGCACUUCUUAAGUUUAUGCACAAAUUGUCGGAUAAGUUGUGCUCCACAGCUUACUUUGAAGAUAAAAAGGUUCGACGAGACAUGCAUGACACAUAUCAACGUAUUUUAGAUUACUGCAUAUUGAUCUCGGGUCGUUCAUUCGACCAAGGGAUAUGGCUAAGACGAUCAGUAGCUAUAGACGGUGAAGUCGAAAGCAUAGAAGUUAAUGACGAAAGAGAUUCAGAUCUCGGUAGUUCAGUUAAUUUGAUUUCCGAGGAGAAAAAAAUCGUUUCAAAAUCCAAAGAGGAAAUUUUAAUUGAUCAAGUAAACUAUUACCUUGCUACAGUUGUGGUUCCAAACAUAAAACGAUUGUUAAUUGAUCAAGAUCGAAUUGUUUCUCUUUUGACGAAUAUGAUGUAUUAUAUAAUUGGCCCUGUACUGAAAAAUCGCCCCAGUACUGGUAUACCAAAUGUCAUAUUAAAUCUCAUUUGCGAGAUGUCCAAGCUACCUUUUGCAUAUCGUGUCUGGCGUAAAGAAUUAUGGGAUGUUUUUAUAGAUAAUAAAUUUUUUAAUAUGACACCUGGAGCAGCUAAAAAAUGGCGUAUCAUUAUGCAAACAAUUAUGACUUCAGAAAAGGAAAGAUUCCCUGAACUGUUGGGACGUUUGUCUACAUCACCUGCAAAUGCUUUGUUUGUUAGCAAAGAACAAGAAUCUUUGAACCGUGCAUUAAAUCUGAGACGUUUCUCAUUUGUAAUUUACUGUGGUAAUAUGGAUCAGUAUCUACAAUAUCUUCCUCCUAUACAAGAGAAGUUGGUAGAGUUAUUCAAAUUGGGUUUAUCCGAAUUAGUACACGCCGAGGUUAGAUUGUUUGGGAUGUUCCUACAAAAAGAACCUAUUGAGCAACAAUCUGAAGUUGCUAACGUAUUUUUAGCUGCUUGCAAAUUUUUGGAUUUAUUAUUCGUUUUACAAACUAAUGAUUUCCAAGUAUAUGAAUGGAUGUUCAUAUCAGACACAAUUAAUGUCAUUAAUCACGCUCUUGAAUGGUCGCCUUAUGCGUUAAUGGAUAAGUUGGCGGAUCAUCUUUCAGGUCAACAGCAAGAUUUAUCAAAGCUUCACUUGGAUAAUAUAGCUAGUCAAGUUAGAGCGGAAUCACCAUUAUCACGAGCUCUUACUUUUUCAAACGGUGACAGCAAACGACCAAUGUUGACAUUGAAAAGUAUUACUAGUAUUAGGCAAUUGGAAUUUUUUGUAAGAAAUGUGAGCUUAUAUGUAUAUAAAUCUAUUUACACACUUGCAAAACCAGAUAUUCCAUAUAUUGAAAGUUUAUUAGAAAAUGAUAUGUUAGAAUACGGUAGUGUUUAUAGCACUACUGAAUUGGGAAGUAUUGAUGUUGGUAGUGUAUUAGGUCACAGGACUUUAGCAGAAUUUGAAAAGAUCGAAAAGAUGAUUAAAGAUGAUAUACGAGAUCCCAUACCAAAAUUAGCAGCCUUAAUUGGAGUUUCGGGUAGUUACAUGAAGUUAUCAUUUUACAAAUUGUUUUACACUCAUACUGAUAGUUUGUUUCAUAAUACAAUAAAGGGAUGCGGAAAAACUUCUACAGUGUUUGAAGUUGGGAUGCACAACUUUAUCACAUAUGUCGUUGUUCCUCGUCAAAAUGAUUUAUCCUGUAACUCAGACUUUGGGAACCUCCUUCUUGAUAUUAAAUUCAUUGUCACAUCUAAUAGCUACUCGAUCCCUUUCAAAACCGAACAGGAUGCUAUCUUACAGAAACAAGAACGUGAGAAACUUAUCAAGCUAAAUAUUAUGGCCUUUGUGGUUGCCCGAAGACUUGCAUGGUCAAUACUCCGCAUAAACUUCAAUGAUCAGUUUGACCCACUUAUGUGGUUAUACUGUCAAGAGGAUUCACAAUUCAACCGUAUUUUUACAUUUGUGUACAAUACAGUUAAGAAAAUGACGAAUUGUGAUGAAAUUUGCCUGUAUAAAUAUUAUAAUGACUUGGCAGAUCAUUUUGAAAGGGUAACUAAUUAUACAACAAGGUUCACAAUUGCAAUCGAUGAAUGUCAUCUUCUACAACGAUAUUUUCGUCAUGAAUUUCUGCCUCAAUCUGUUAAGCUACUAGAUUAUAUAAAUAAUCUUCCUGAGGAAGGAACUUGGAUAUUUUCGCGACAAAACCAAAAGAUCUUCAGUUCUUCCGGUUAUGUUACAGAAUUGUUAAAGCAAAAUAAUAAUACAGUGAUCGUUAUGGGAACAAAUCUAAAAUUUAGAGAUCUCAAAGAGAUGGAUUCUAUGGUUGCAAAAUAUACCGAGAAAAUUACAAUCGAAAAGAUUACGAUCUUCCGAUCACUUACAGCCGACGAUGUUGUUGGGCUCUUUAAUAUAUGUCUCAACAAACAAGGAUUAACAGAAAAAAAAAUAUCAUGUAUUGCUGAGAAUAUGGAAGAUAAGGCUUUCUUAUAUUCCUUUUAUGCCUUUUUGACUCUACAUUUUAUAAUUUGUCAUUUGCUGGUAUCACUUCCCAAGGACGAGCAAUGUCUAAAAAAUGAAUUUGAAUGGCACAUAACUAAAGAUGAACCACAUUUUGAUACACCAUUACGGUCAGCUAUUCAUAUUGAUCAAGGUUACUCAAUAUCAUUGCUACAUACAUUAGAAAAGAAUAUCAUAUCAAGCGUGUUUUCUCAUGGAAGAGUCCUUUUUACUUCAAAGGAAGAAGUUUGCUUUGUCAAAAAAGGAUUUUGUCAAGUUGUGAUGCUAACAACUUAG
This is a messenger RNA of Funneliformis caledonium, 6909 nucleotides long. The record is from the annotation of a GenBank genome assembly. Lineage: Eukaryota; Fungi; Glomeromycota; Glomeromycetes; Glomerales; Glomeraceae.